Messenger RNA from Cimex lectularius (bed bug), 826 nucleotides. RefSeq names its product lipopolysaccharide-induced tumor necrosis factor-alpha factor-like. The transcript is spliced from 4 exons. NCBI's taxonomy places the organism in Eukaryota, Metazoa, Arthropoda, Insecta, Hemiptera, Cimicidae. Bases 310 to 606 code for a protein of 98 amino acids. Gene Ontology annotation, molecular function: zinc ion binding. The record is from RefSeq and is a predicted model, not a curated record.
UUUUUUUUACUUGGGUAUUUGUUCAAAAAAGAAAUGCGUAUAUACAUGCCUAUUUAUAUUUUAUUUCACAUAUAAAAAUGGUCCCUGGAUGAGUAGGAACUUGUGAUUUGACAAGGGCAAAAGCGCCGGGAAACAUCUGCGCGUGUCUUUGACUGCCAGCCACAGUCAAAUCCUUGCAUGUUUUGACUCAAAAACCAGGCACAAACCUGGCCUGAAAGCAUGAUGGAACAGCCGACGGUCAGUUUGAGUCUCUGAUUGGACGCGAGAUGGAACGAACCUAAUGUUUGCUGACACUGUAUUUAUUGCUAAAUGAUAGGAGGUGUAACUAUGAAUCCAAUUCCAAGCAACAAUAUCACCGUUGUCAGAACAGCCCAGGUAAUGGUUGGUCCAAAUCCAAUCCAAACAACUUGUCCAGGUUGUGAAAAAUUUAUUAUGUCAAGGAUCUCAAAGAAAAACAAUGUGGGAAAAUAUGUUUGCUGCCUGUUUUUGUUUUUAUCGGGCGUCUGCCUACCUUGCGCAUGCAUCCCUCUUUGUGUUUGGUCUCCAGUGAAAACCAGUCAUUUCUGCCCAAAUUGCAAAGCCUUCCUUGGUAUGUAUGUCGCUUAGCACAUUAUCUGUAUUCAAAAUACAAAACUACAUUAAGUUUAUAUAAAGUAUGACAUCAAUAAAUUUUUGCAUUUGUCAAUAAGAUCAAAAUUUUAAAGUUUAAUCAACAAUUUUUGUAUUUGAGAUAAGUUCAUAUUUGAUAGUGUAAUGUUAAUUUUAAUGUUUUAUAUUUUUCAUAAUCCCUUGUAUUCUAAUUAAAAAAAUAUAUUUGUAGAAAAAU